This is a messenger RNA of Gadus morhua (Atlantic cod), 890 nucleotides long. Its product is annotated as retinal cone rhodopsin-sensitive cGMP 3',5'-cyclic phosphodiesterase subunit gamma. Gene Ontology annotation, molecular function: cGMP binding; 3',5'-cyclic-nucleotide phosphodiesterase activity. Gene Ontology annotation, biological process: positive regulation of epidermal growth factor receptor signaling pathway; visual perception; positive regulation of G protein-coupled receptor signaling pathway. The record is from RefSeq and is a predicted model, not a curated record. The coding region runs from base 162 to 386 and encodes 74 amino acids. Lineage: Eukaryota; Metazoa; Chordata; Actinopteri; Gadiformes; Gadidae. The transcript has 3 exons. Gene Ontology annotation, cellular component: photoreceptor outer segment membrane.
GCCUACUCUGUUAAUCUGUCCAAAAGUGGACAGUAGUCUCUCACUUCUCCCAAGGAGUAUAAAGGCAGCAGCCAGGUGGGCAUAGGGCUGACAGACAGAGAAACUUACUUGGAGACAUAAAGACAAGGGGAUCCUCCUCCAAACAAAGAAUCUAAAACAAAAUGGACAUUGCUGUUCCAGCCGCCGCCGACAAGAAGGCCGCCCCCAGGUUCAAGCAGAGGGCUGCUCGUACCUUCAAGAGCAAGGCCCCAAAGCCUGGCCAGAAGGGAUUCGGCGACGACAUCCCCGGCAUGGAGGGUCUCGGCACUGACAUCACGGUGGUGUGCCCAUGGGAAGCCUACGGGGACCUGGAGCUCGGGGACCUGGCCAAAUACGGAAUCGUCUAGAAUCUUCUAGAAACAACUUCCUGACCCUCCCCCCCAUCAUCUCGACAUCUUCAUUGUUUGUCUCCCUAUGACCAUGUGAAGGAUGCUAGUGGGGUCACACAGCAGGCCCUAGUCUGGAGCCACCCUAUGUCUGUGUAUAUCUUGUCUGGUGCAGACUCAGUAUCUACGCAUUGAUACUUGGAUGUCUAGUUCAACAAAAUUCCUCACAAAGGCAAAUACUAUUUACUUAGCAAGAAAUGUGACAACUUUUAAGAUAAUCAUCAUCUAAUAUGGUCUGUUUUGUUUGUCGAUUCAUUGGCUGUAGGAAAUAUCUUAUUUAACCUGUUUCUCAUUUAUAUUUGCCAAUGUGAGAGAUGUAUUUGUAUAUCCUUGUAGGCCUACUUAUCCAUUUAUUUAUCAAAAUAAAUGGAUAACCCUACAGGAUAUGCUAAUAUUUGUCCAUUCGACAGACUGUUACAUCUACAAUCAAAUGCUGAAUAAAUGAAAAGUUCUUGACGUGUGAAA